Hypoxylon trugodes is the source of this 2204-nucleotide messenger RNA. RefSeq lists its product as uncharacterized. Lineage: Eukaryota; Fungi; Ascomycota; Sordariomycetes; Xylariales; Hypoxylaceae. Gene Ontology annotation, biological process: regulation of transcription by RNA polymerase II. Bases 496 to 1971 code for a protein of 491 amino acids. Gene Ontology annotation, cellular component: nucleus. Gene Ontology annotation, molecular function: DNA-binding transcription factor activity, RNA polymerase II-specific; RNA polymerase II cis-regulatory region sequence-specific DNA binding. The transcript has 5 exons. The record is from RefSeq and is a predicted model, not a curated record.
CUUAACCACUUACAUCGUAUUCAGCUUUCACUGUUAAGAGACUAAUCUUCUCCGCCUCUCCUCUUGGCAUCCCAAGAUCUCCGAGUGGGCGUGCCCAACCCGUUGGCUCACCAGAUCGGACCCUAGCGCACAUCACUUAAACCCGCCCUUCAAGGUAUAUACUUCACUAACACCCCGAUCUUGAUCCUUUCCUUCUGAUCGGAUGUGAAUUCAAAAAUCACGGGUCACUUCGUCAGACUGCAGCAGCCGUUUUGCCUAUUUAGCAAACGGCCGAUUCGUGCUUUCAUUCUUUUAUAGGGUCGGCUCUCUGUUUUAUAGCUUUAUAGCUGUACAUGUUUCACCUUGCACUCUCGACUUUGGAACUAAAUACACUCCCUAUUGCUCCUCUUGAAGCUAUACCUGAGUCCUCUUGACAACUGAGACUCGGAAAAUUACCUAAACCCCCAGAGCUGGGCACGAUGGCUUCCCCAGCAAUCCAACCCAGAAUAUCACCACAUGGUCGAUACGCCUGGCCUUAUGCAGUACAACUCCAAUCCCACGACUACCAUAUCUAUCCAACGGUCUGCCAUGCCAACCCAAUUCAUGGUAGAUAACGCAUACACCAUGGCUCCCAUAACUAGCCCACAAACACAACAGUACCACCACAGCAAUCCUUACAUGUUUGGGCCAUACUCACCUUCAUCUCCUUCCGCAACAUCAUCUUUCAAGAGUUACCACGAAGAAUGCCCACCUCAACCACGUGCGAUGACAAUUGAUACCGAAGUAGUACCUGUUGCGUAUCAAAGGGAAGCCUGUCAGGCGUAUCCUGGAGAGCAAGGCAGAAGGCCCCAAAUCAAGUACGAGCCAGAGGUCGUCACUCGACGAUCCUCCACCGCGCCUGUUCCCACUGCGUCGAAGACAAUCACCCGGAACGUCGCGGAAAACGCAGCUAAUGAAAUAGUAUUCCACACUGAAGUCGACACCCUUAUGAAGGCCAUCCAAUCGAGGGACGACAACGAACUGGAACCUUCGGACUUUGGAGAGUCUGCUUACCCUUCUCCGCAGCCAGACGAGGAAAAGUUCAAUCUCCGCAGGAAGUCAUGUAGCCCCGAAGAAGCAAGCCCAUCUUCUAGUAGCCAGCUUGGUAGAGAGCGACAGAAGCGCUAUAUCUGCGAUAUUAAGGGUUGCGGAAAGCGAUGUUCCCAGAAGACCCAAUUGGAAACUCACAAGCGAGCCCACACGGGAGAGAAACCCUUUAAGUGCGCAGAGCCCGGAUGUGGUUUAGGAUUUACUCAACGAGGCAACUUGAAGACCCAUACGCGCAGACACACUGGAGAGAAACCCUACCAGUGUGAUAUUUGCGGAAAGGCAUUUGCCCAGCUUGGCAAUGUAAAACCUCACAAAUUGACACACUUCCCGACGAAGCCCUUCCACUGUAUUCUCGAUGGCUGUACGAAGACGUUUAGCCAAAGGGGCAACCUUAAGAACCAUCACAACACAUUCCACAAGGAUACAAUUAAGGAGUUGACAACGAAGUUCAAGAAUUUAGGUGUCGGCGAGGAACUCUGCGCCGAAGAGCAGAGAUUGUUCAAGCACUUCGCAGAACUUUACAAGAAUAGCAACAAGGGCAUUAAAGGUCGAGGCCUCAACCGCAAAGUCGCUCCCAAAGGCCACGGUCCGGUCGGAAUCAACAAUACACGUCAAUACCCCGUCGCUCCUCCGUUACCGCUUGUCCAACACCAGGCAUACCAGACGCAUAUUCCUCAGCAACAUGGACUACCAAUUCCCGAGAACUUCGCCGACUACGCCAUGUCGCGGACGGGUCCCAGGGGUACUAUCGCGAUGACCCGCGACCAGCAUACCCCAUACGGAUCAUAUGAGAUGGACCAGUCGAGUAUUGCCUCAAGCGAAACUGCUACCGCGUCCAAUAGCCCGAGCUCCGUCUACGAGGACGAGUAUGGCCGCGCAUUUCCUCAGCACCGGAUGUUUUAAGAUUCCGCCAUUCUCUGCUACAUAGAUUCUUAGAUCUUCGAAAGCACUUACGACCGUAACGACCAGUACAAAUAACACCAAGGCAUGACGAACUUGUGGAGAUUCCAAUGGGAGGAGCGCAACACUCAGAUCAAUACAUUCGUGUGCGCAUCAAAAGCAAAUUUUUGGGCGGUCUUCUUCUUCGAGUUCAAGAUACCACACAUUGUUAAUAACGUAAGAAGGGAGGUGAUCUG